This is a messenger RNA of Eurytemora carolleeae, 5009 nucleotides long. RefSeq lists its product as uncharacterized. Gene Ontology annotation, cellular component: nucleus. Gene Ontology annotation, biological process: positive regulation of transcription by RNA polymerase II; DNA damage checkpoint signaling. The record is from RefSeq and is a predicted model, not a curated record. Bases 77 to 4138 code for a protein of 1353 amino acids. Gene Ontology annotation, molecular function: histone binding. Lineage: Eukaryota; Metazoa; Arthropoda; Copepoda; Calanoida; Temoridae. The transcript is spliced from 18 exons.
UCUAUAUCUUCUUGUUGAAACUAUUUAUAUUCUGAAUUUAUGGUUAAAUCUGUGGUUCAAGUAAUGUAUUGUAUCAAUGAGUAUGGAUGGUGAAGAGCAGGAUCAAGGUGAGCUCCGCCCUCAGCUCUCCCCGAUACCAAGCUCUCCUGAAAAUACACCAACCAGCUCAUAUAGAAUACAAGUAACUAAAGUCUGGACUGGGUUUGGGUUUACUACGUCGGAGGAGUCCGAGACGGAUAAAGAGAACCGUAGUAUGGAGGCUAACAGAAAUCCAAUGCAGGAUUCAAGUUCUCUACGUUUAUACCUUGAUGAAACACAGAAUGUUGCAGACGCUCCUGAGGAUAUUUUUGAGGAUGACGAAGAGAUGCCGCAGGUAAACAGACAAAGCUCUGAUCAUAUUCUCACAAGUCAGAAUGGAGAAGAGAACAAAUAUUACGGAGAUAUUCCUGUUCUCGGUUCCUCUCCUUCGCCUCAGAACAGAUAUAACAACGGUUCUCAACCCUCACAAUCCACUCCGGUCUCUCAACCUUCCGGACUCAAUAAUACAUCUAGAAAAGAAGAAUCUGCUGUAACACCUAGUCAACCCCUUGAUGAUUCUGUUAUAUUUCUCUCUCCUCCUCCAGUUAAAGAACCUAGUUAUGUGGAUAUAUCAGACGACUUUCAGGACGAGGAAUUAAACCUUGAAUUAUCCCAGACCCAGGUAAUUGACAGAGACUCCAAGAAUACGGACUCCCAACAAGAGACCAGUGACUCCCAACAAGAGACUAGGGACUCCCAACUCUCAGGAAUACUAAUACCUAACUCCCUCCUCACGACACAAACAGAUAUUGAGAAGAUGAUGGCGGACGAUGAUGACCUCCAGAACAUGACAAGUAUAAUUGAUCUGGAUGGAACCCAAUCAUCUUCUAACGACAAGGAGGAUUCUAUAGAUAUAGAAAUUUUUAAUAUCCCGCAGAGGUUGGACUUCCAUGUCCCUAGUCCUAUGAAGGACUAUCGGAGACAGUUUUGUAGUCCGCACAAAAUCAAAACAGAUUUUCCUCUGAUCAGUCCGCUCAAACUUAGCGGAGCAAAUAGGACAGGGAUACGUGGUAGUGAAUCAAGCAACAAUAACUCCGGGCUUGGGUUGGAGAAAAGACAGAAGGAGAAGGAAGCCGAACCUGCUCCUGCUCCCCUGGAGAGUAGAGAAGACGAGGUUCCUGAUCAGGAGAACAGCGUGGAAGAGAUUCUGCAGGAAGAGGUUCAGGACGCGCAGAGUCUAGGUUGUGAUUUUACUGAGACCGUGAUGAAGAGCGAGGAUCAGGACAUUAUACCGAGCAAAGAAGACGACGCCUUGAGUAGUGCGGAGCAUGAUGUAAUUAAGAGAGAUGAUAAUGAUGAUGAAGUGCUGCAUGAAGAUACAAAUGAUGUAAAGGAUGAAGUUCAGGGUGUUCUGAAGAGAAAAGCUGCUGAAGCAUUGUCUAGUGAAGAGGAAAGUAGGAAGAAAAAGGAUUUAAAGAAUACAAAGGUUCCAGAAGGGGAGUCUCGUUCUGAUUCUGGUUCAUUAACUCCGGGAUUAACUGCUCUGGACAGUUCUUCUAGACCUAUCUCAAGGUCUGAGUAUGAGCAUCCGGAUAUAUCCUGUAGUCCUAUUGUUGGUGUAAACACGGGUACAGUGAGUAUCGAAUACCAGGAGCAGAAUAAGAAGAGGAAAACAAGUACUCCUGGAAACAAGAUGAGUUCUUCCUAUUCCUCGCCACGGAAGAUUCUUAGAAUGAAGAUGAAAGAACAGGCUUCCGUUGAAACCUCCGAGGAAGAGGUUCUACAAGGGUUAAACCAACCUCGAGGUUCUCCAGAGCAGUUGGAGAUCAAGAAUGAUAAAGAGGAGGAGGCCCAGAGUAUUGAUACUCUAGUAGAGGAUAGUUUACCUCUGUUCAAAUCUCCAGGUUCUAUGGUUAAAUAUGAAAACUGUAUAAUAGAGAGGGAGGAUGGAAAGGAGUUUAAACUAGAAGAGGUCAAACAGCUGAUGAAGGAUUUGGGCUAUAGAAUUUCUGUGCUUUCUGAGACGAAAAAGCGUGUAAGUGAUGCGAGUUCAUUAUCCCGAAAUAGCAGUGAUCUGAGUGGAUAUCUUGGAGGCAGUAGUGGAGUCUCGAGUGGGGAGUCGGGUAAACGAUCAAGAUAUUCUCUGUAUCCGGAAGUGUCCAUUGAAAAGCAUAUAACUAUUUCAAAGAUUCCUAAUAUUAGAUGUCCUAAAGUAACUGUUGGUCUUGAACAAGUUCCUAAAGAGUAUCUCCAGUCUAGGAAAGCAAUUGAAACCAGUAAAGGGGAGCCCUCAAAACAAAAGGCUAAGGAAGAAAAUCUCAAAGAAUUGGAAACUCAAAAGUCUGAAAACUUGACAACAAUCGUCGAAGUCGAUGAAUCCUCGGUAUUAACAUCUAGGAAAACUUAUACCAAGGCUAGCGGUAAUGAUAAAAUUAGUUCAACUGUCGGUGGGAAGAAAAAGUUGACAAAGAAGAAGGUUCGAAAAAUAUCUGAAGAGGAAGAGGAGGAGGAGACUAGUUCUUCAGAAAGCGCUAAACCUGCUCCAACAGUUGAUAUCAACUCUUCUUCUAAUGUGUCUGAUAUAUCUGUGGGAGCAAUGGUGUUUGGUCGGUGGACGGAUCCUGCUGGAGUUUAUUUCUAUGCUGCGGAAGUGUUAGAGCUACUUAACUCGACCGAGGUUAGGGUUAGAUUCCUUGAUGAUAAAAUCGAACGUGUUCUCAAAAUUGAGAGUGAGCUAAUAAAUGUCAAAGCUUUACAUCCUCACGACGAGAUCACGGUGAAGCAUGAUAACACUGUAUAUGACGUAUCUGCCAAACUUAUGACGUUCCCUACUCUAAACAGAGCUGGAGACGUUCAAUACGAGAUAGAAAUAACGCCAACGGAUUCAGAACCACAGUUUAACGAGGACAGUAGAAUGGUUCACUUCUCGGAGGUAUCCCUGAGUGACGCCCAGGCCAGUAUGAUCAUCCGUAGAAUGGGUUUUGUUCCUGCCAGUAACAAAGUCUCUUCUGAUAUAAACUUCUGUAAUCUGAUCUUUGGAAAGAGGAAACCUCGAUCCGUGAACUCUAGUCCUGCUAGUGUAACGUCUGUAAAAGCCCAUCAAGGCUCUCCAAGUAGAACUCCGAAGAAGAAAACUCCGAGAAGAAAACGCGGCGGAUCCAAUGUAGAGGAGAGCGCGACAGCUACUGAAACUAGCGCGUCGGAACCAACUCCGCGUGGAAAGAAGACUCUUACCUAUUUAACCCAGGAGGAACUGCAGGAUAAUGAAUCUUUGUCUAAAAGGUCUCGAAAAUCUGGUUUGGCUAAUUCAUCUGUAAAAUCAAAUUUAUUUAAGGGAAUGACUUUCAUAAUUACUAGUUCAAAAUUCGAUGUAAGAAACCCUGAAGACAUGCCAGAGGUUCAGGUGAAAAAGCCAGAUUUUGACAAAAGUGUAAUUCGUUCUGCUAUUCAUGCCGGCGGAGGUAGAAUACUUGAGAGUUUCCCUGGACCGGAGAAUUUACAUGAGACACUAAACGACGUUGUUAUAACAUUAUCAGACAGCAUGUGUGUAACCUAUACCUACCUUAUAUCCCUAGCACACUCAGUUCCUAUUCUUAGCUACAGAUUUAUCCUGGAUUCAGUUUCUCUCGGUAAACUGGUGGAACGAGACAUAUAUUUUCUUCCUGCCGGUAACUCCACUCUUCUCUUAGAAGAUGUUGAACAGUUUAAGGAUUACACCAAGGAUCUAGCCUUAUAUGAAUGUUUACUUCCUUCUCCCCCUGCCACCUCGACCAGGCUCUCCAACAAGUUCAAGGACGCUGAAACCAUCUCACACAAGAAGAUUCUCUCCGGUCUUAAUGUUCUGAUCAUCAGUAAGAACAAGGAGUUUACUGUAGACUGGCAGAGUGUUCUUGUUGCUAUGGGAGCAACUGUACACAAGAGGUUUAGUAAUUCUGACCGGCUCAGUCAGAUUAGAAUACCGGAUGUAGUUGUGGCGGACAGUGUUGCACCUCAACCUUUACUCCAGGAUCUGCAGAAGAUACCGGAUUUACCCAUAGUCAACACUAACUGGGUCAUUCAGUGCGUGGUGAAUAACGCAAGAGUUGCGUACGGGAACUUCAUCACAAGCUGCGUAAAAUAACUUCAUUAAAAAACACAUCUUCUCCCCUUCCGUCUAAUUUUUAGGAAAAUUGUCUUGGCUUCCAUGCAUUCCUUAGUUUUAUUUUGAGGCAGCAUCCUGCACUGAAGUUAAACAAGUAGUGACUGAAGUUUUGUACUCUGCAUGUUAAUUGUGUUAAGCCCGAUAAAAUUUUAGAUCUCCAUGUUUUAUUGUUUACUGUUAAAACAUGUUGCCAAUUGUUCCCAAAACUAUAAUUUUACUAGAUACAUUGCAUAUUUUGUCCAGGGUUAUUGUCUACAACGUUUCUUGUCUAUAUUUCUACCAUAAAUCCUGUUAAUAUGUCUAAAACAUAUCUUGUCUAUUGUCUGCCACAUCUCUACAUUUUUACCCUAAAUUCCGUCUACAUGUCUUCAAUAGGCCAGGUCUUGUCUAUUAUAAAUAUCUCUUGUCUACCAUUCUUUCUACAUGUCAAUUUGUCUACCUAACCAUGUUCCUUUUGGUCCUAAAUCCUUUUCUACCCUUUCAAUCUGUUUACUAGCCCAGGUACACUGUACAUUGUGUUUUGUGGAUGAUCUGUAUUUCUUAAAUGCAAGAAAUCACCUUCAGACUCUUAAUCCUCAGAAAACUUCAUUAAUUUUAAUUUUUUCACAUUUUUUCAAUUUAUAAUUCGUAGAAUUCAAAACCAUCAAAUUCAAGUUAAUGUAGUAAAUGUAGUGUGAUACUCAGUUUUAAAUACCUCGUCUUCUAUUUAUUAUUUCUCUUAUCUAACUUAAUGAUUAUUGAUUAAAUUAAUAAUUAGCUACAACGCUGGAUAAUCUACGAAUUGAGUGUUAUUGUGAUAUUUGCCAACAACGGCGUAAAUUCAGUGUGAUCACUUUUAUUUGGUUUCAGA